This is a messenger RNA of Epithele typhae, 639 nucleotides long. RefSeq names its product ER lumen protein retaining receptor. Gene Ontology annotation, molecular function: ER lumen protein retrieval receptor activity. The record is from RefSeq and is a predicted model, not a curated record. The transcript is spliced from 6 exons. The coding region runs from base 1 to 639 and encodes 212 amino acids. NCBI's taxonomy places the organism in Eukaryota, Fungi, Basidiomycota, Agaricomycetes, Polyporales, Epitheliaceae. Gene Ontology annotation, cellular component: cis-Golgi network; endoplasmic reticulum; membrane. Gene Ontology annotation, biological process: protein retention in ER lumen; endoplasmic reticulum to Golgi vesicle-mediated transport.
AUGAACUUGUUCCGACUCUUUGGCGACUUAUCCCAUCUGGGGUCCAUAUUUAUUCUGCUGCACAAGAUCCAGACGACGCGUUCAUGUCGAGGUAUCUCAUUCAAGACACAAGCGCUGUAUGCGGCCGUGUUCAUCACCCGCUACCUCGACCUCCUCUAUGAAUGGGUAUCCUUGUAUAACUUCACGAUGAAGCUCUUUUUCAUCGGCACCAGUUGCUACAUCCUCUACCUCAUGAAGGUCAAGUACCGGCCAACGCACGACCCAUCGAUAGACACGUUCCGUGUCGAGUACCUCCUAGGACCGUGCGCGUUCCUCGCCCUCAUCUUCCACUACAGGUUCACGAUCCCCGAGCUCCUGUGGUCCUUCUCCAUCUUCCUCGAGUCCGUCGCCAUCCUCCCCCAGCUCUUCCUCCUCCAGCGCACGGGCGAAGCGGAGGCCAUCACCACCCACUACCUCGCCGCCCUCGGCGCAUACAGGGCACUCUAUAUUCCUAAUUGGAUGUACAGGUACUUUACUGAUGAUAUGGUUGACCCCAUCGCCGUCACUGCCGGCCUCGCGCAGACCGCGCUCUACCUCGACUUCUUCUACGUCUACUUCACCAAGGUGCUGCAGGGACAGAAGUUCGAGCUGCCAGCAUGA